CCAGCGUUUCUCUCUCCGGCCGCGCGUCCCUCAAUCCGGAUUCGGCAUAAAUGAAUGAAACACGAGGGAAUAUCGGCAGAAAACCGCGCAGGAGAACUCUCUGUCAACCCAGCCUGCCGCAAGGAAUUUAUGCCGGGCUUGACAGGCAGUUCAACAUGAGUUUUUCCCUCUGGAGGUCCAUCUCAAGCCUGUCAGAUGUGUAAAGCGGCGGCCGGUGUCUUCUGCCCCCCUCGCAAAGGAGUCACGCUGUGAUUAACGGAUCAGGUUUUUGACUGCCGGGACAAAUGAAUACAAAUGAAUUUAGGCACCCGAAGGAGAGAUUGCAGAACCUCUCAUCUAGACACAAAGAGAGCCCUAUUGCUCUGUACAGUUUUAUAUUGUACUUGUUACCUGGGACUUACGCAAGUACACCCUGAAGAUGUGGACAUCCUCCAGACGUUGGGCCUUAAGGGAGAGACGGCGUCGCGCUCGGUGCCAGCAGGUGUCAUUCCGUUCAGAUCAGGGAUCAUCCUCAACCAGAGGGCCAACAUCGAGGCUCCACUGCGCUCAAUCCUUCCGGCGGCCGUCUGGCCCAACCUGGCACUGGUCCUGAGCGUCCGCUCGCACCGGGUCAACAGCGCUUUCCUCUUCACCCUGCUCUCAGGACGCAAGAAGCUCCUUCUUGGUCUGCAGCUCGUGCCGGGCAAACUGGUCCUCCACACGGGACCGAACACUUCAGUGUCACUGCCGUAUGAGCCUCACGAUGGCCAGUGGCACCAGCUGGCGGUGGGAAUUAACGGACAGAAAGUGACUCUAUAUGCCUCCUGCGGAGAGCAGAAUGUUUCAGCAGACUUUGGGUGGGGCAGCGAGGAGGGACUGGCACCGGAGCUCCAGGGCUCCUUCCUCCUGGGGCGUUCAAGCCAGCAGCAAGCUUCAGCUCACUUCGAGGGCGCCGUCUGCCAGUUUGACCUGGUUCCUUCUGCACAGGCAGCUCACAACUACUGCAGGUACAUUAAGAAACAGUGCAGGGAAGCCGACACGUACAGGCCUAACCUCCCCCCUCUGCUGCCUAUCCUACCACGAGAGAGAAACAUCACAGCUACUGCUGCUACCCCUAAACGCGCCGGCCCGGUAACCGCCAGGAAAACCACGGGGUUCAGCCUCGCCAGGAGUGUCGCCGCCGCUGCCUCGGCUGUCAGACACGCGGCCUCCUCCCAAACGGUGAGGCCGAGCCACGGCACCGUUUCCACCCCGCUGCUGGGUACCGCCAUGCCGGUCACGGUCCAGCUCGGUUUGGUUUCCCCACCUCUCAAGACCAGGGCCGAAACCGUCACGGCCCCACUCAGGACAGCAGCGCCACCCACAAGACCACCGACCCCCAAGCCCACGACUUCUAAAACUACGAACCAGAAGCCCGUUAAGCCCACUUCCCCGAAGCCCACCCCUCAGAACAGCUCGAAAAAGGCAGUGACGGGAACAGACAAGCAGAAGAAGCCAACGGUUCCUGCUACAUCCAGCCCCAAACCCUCCAAGACACAGUCUGACUCUGUCCUCGUCAACCAAGGUGCCGUCACCAAGAAACCGCAGCCCACCACAGCCAAGAAGCCAUCUCCCAAACCCAAAGUCGCACCGUCCAAAGCCACUCCGUCCAAACCUAGCACCAGCCCCGUCAAGAUUGUCCCUUCAAAACCAACAAUAUCCAAAAUCACUCCCUCAAAGUCAACAAUCAACAAAACUGCGGCGUCUAAAACCCCCAAGCCAGUCUCUAAACCCAUUACCAAGCCAACCAAGCAGACCAGAACUACCAAGGCUCCAGUCACCGUGCGGCCGACCAAGCCUCCGUACAACCGGGUAACGCCGCCUGCUACCGACGGCUUCCUGAGCUGGGAGGUGCCGCCGACACAGUUCUCCCUGCUGGCUGGACCUGUGGGACAGAAAGGAGAAAUAGGCAUGCCGGGACUGCCGGGACCUCCAGGGAAGACGGGCCUGCCAGGCAAGAGGGGUGAUCGAGGUGCUCCUGGUCCUCAAGGAAACCCCGGCCGAUCUGGUCCACCCGGGUUCAAGGGGAAAAAAGGAGACCCUGGCAUUUCACCCGGACCCGCACCUCCAGGAGAGAAGGGAGACACAGGGAUCCUUGGCCUGGUUGGACUGCCUGGACCAGAAGGUCGAAAGGGACAGAAAGGUUACCCUGGUCCACCUGGACUGCCUGGAGAGGCUGGAGAGCUGGGUCCAGUCGGAAGCCCAGGUGCCAAAGGUUAUCCUGGCAGGCAGGGUUUACCGGGGCCCAUAGGACCAGUGGGGCCUAAAGGUGUGCGGGGUUUCAUUGGAAUCCCUGGCCUUUUUGGCCUGCCCGGACCUGAUGGUGAAAGAGGCAUUGCCGGCGAACCAGGGAAGAGGGGCAAGAUGGGUAGGCCGGGGUUUCCGGGGGACUUCGGGGAGAGAGGACCACCUGGACCAGAUGGAGAGCCGGGUGACAUGGGAGCCCCGGGUCCGAACGGAGUUCCCGGCCUGAUUGGCGAUAUGGGGCCAGUAGGAGAGAUGGGCCCUCCAGGACUGAACGGACUCAAGGGGGUGCCCGGAAAUCCCGGAGAACCAGGACUGAAAGGUGAUAAGGGGGACAUUGGGAUUUCUGGAGAGCAAGGGGAGAUCGGGUUCAAAGGAGACAAGGGCAUCCAGGGGGCUCCGGGAUUACCAGGCAUCCGUGGGAAACCCGGGCCGCAGGGCAAAAUAGGAGAAAGAGGCCCUGACGGCGCUCCUGGACCUCCAGGCCCUGAGGGUUUUCCUGGUGACAUGGGACCACCAGGAGAAAAUGGCCUGGAGGGACCAAAGGGAAAACCAGGGGCCAGAGGUUUACCGGGGCCACGAGGGGUGCCUGGCUUGGAGGGAGACGAAGGCCCUCUAGGACCGCCGGGGCCCACCGGACUUGAGGGCAGGUUGGGUAGAAAAGGAUUUCCUGGGAAGGUUGGACCAGAAGGCGUUAAGGGUGAACCAGGAAUCGCAGGAAAGGUCGGAUCCAUGGGAGAGAGAGGCUUGGUGGGUUUCAUCGGACCGGUGGGAGAGGCUGGCCUUGCAGGAGAGAAGGGGGAUCGAGGGGAGAUGGGUGUUCCUGGACCACCUGGAGAAAAGGGAUCAACGGGUCAUCCAGGAACGCCGGGUGAGAGCGGGCUACCAGGACCACCAGGAAGACCAGGCCCUCCCGGAGCGGCCGGGCCAGCCGGCACUAGAGGACCCAAAGGCUUGCGGGGAGCGAUCGGGCCCGACGGUCCAACGGGAGAGUUGGGGAUCGAAGGCAAGAAGGGUUUUGACGGCCCUCCAGGAAAAAUAGGUUUCCCUGGACCACAGGGAAAGAUGGGCGACACGGGGGAUGUUGGGCCUAAAGGUUUUCCUGGUGUCCAAGGCCCCUCGGGACCUCCAGGGGACAAGGGAAUAGCAGGCGAGCCGGGAUCACCUGGACCACCUGGGACCGUGGGACUGUUGGGGGAAAUCGGUCCAAAGGGUCCUCCAGGCAAAGUGGGUGAACCGGGACUGCCUGGCGAGCCAGGAGAGAAGGGAGCUGUCGGAGCUGCGGGGAACAUCGGAGAACAGGGCCUGAUUGGACAGCGGGGAGAGCCAGGCCUGGAGGGAGAAGCUGGUCCGUCUGGUCCUGAUGGAACCAAGGGUGAAAAAGGCGACAUGGGUCAGGAGGGCGACACGGGAGAAAAAGGCGAAAUUGGACUAAAGGGAAAGGAAGGGCCGCCUGGAAGUCCCGGCCUCACCGGAGUGAGGGGUCAAGAAGGAAAAUCUGGAAAAAUCGGGGAAAGAGGCAAACUGGGCUUAAAGGGCGCCAAAGGAAAUCAAGGCCACCUCGGGGAGACUGGGACGGUGGGGAAGAUCGGCCCCCCGGGUUUCGUGGGGCUGAAGGGAUCCAGAGGGACCGUUGGACAUGUGGGAGCUCCGGGUCGGAUGGGUCAGCAGGGCGAGACCGGCCUGCCGGGAUAUGAAGGUCAUCAGGGACCACAGGGCCCCAUGGGCUCUCCAGGACCAAAAGGUGAAAAGGGCGAGCAGGGGGACGAUGGGAAGGUGGAGGGUCCUCCCGGUCCUCCAGGUGACACAGGGCCUCUUGGCGACAGAGGAGAGAGAGGCGAACCAGGAGAUCCAGGGUACAAAGGUCAGAUCGGUGUGGACGGGGAGCGAGGCCGAUCUGGAGCUCCUGGACAGCCGGGACAACCUGGACCCCGAGGACAGCAAGGACCUAAAGGGGCCAAAGGCGACCGAGGGCAAAAAGGCAAAAAGGGUCUGACAGGACAAAAAGGAACGAAAGGACCCGAGGGUGGCGGUGGUCCCUCUGGUCCCAGAGGUGUAGUCGGUCCAGAAGGGCAGGAGGGUGUACCUGGGGUCGAUGGAGUCCCAGGAAAAGAUGGCAGUAAAGGCAUGCCGGGGGAGCACGGUGACGAUGGCGAGGCUGGUCUUCCCGGUAAACCGGGCUUACGUGGUAAAACCGGCGUUGUCGGACUCCCAGGAGAUCAGGGAAGCAUCGGACCAAAGGGUGAGAGGGGCCUCCGAGGCCAGAGCGGACCUCCGGGAAAAAGAGGUUUCAGAGGUGGGAUGGGACUGCCAGGACCCCGAGGAGACCCAGGACCCAAAGGCCAGCCUGGUGAUCCAGGAGCACCAGGGUUUCCAGGGAUUCUGGGAGUGUUUGGACCAAGGGGGCCUCCAGGAGACUUCGGGCCAAAAGGCAUCCGGGGACCAAAGGGCCCACAGGGCUCCAUAGGCAGAGUGGGAGUGGUCGGCCCGGUGGGAAUCAUUGGUCCCAGUGGAAGUGCUGGUCCUCGAGGAGAGAAGGGCCAUCGCGGGGAGAACGGAGUUCAGGGUCCAAGGGGAUCUCCUGGGCCUCGUGGACCUCCUGGACUUCCAGGGCCCCCAGCUGUCCCUCAGUCAUUUAAAGAAGACGGCCUUUUGUUUUUGGAUUCACCCACCUCACUCAGGACUGAGAACAAGCCAGUAAUGGACCUGCCGAUGCUGGACCAGGGUGCAGAGAUCUUUAAGACCCUCCACUACCUCAGUAACCUGAUCCAGAGCCUGAAGAACCCACUGGGCACCCGGGACAACCCCGCCCGCAUCUGCAGGGACCUGCACAGCUGUGAACAGAAGCUAAAUGAUGGCACUUACUGGAUUGACCCCAACCUGGGAUGCUCGUCAGACACAAUAGAAGUCUCCUGCAACUUUACUGGAGGGGGACAGACUUGCCUGAAACCAGUAACUGUGUCUAAGCCGACGAUGACUGUCGGCCGCGUCCAGCUGAACUUCCUCCACCUGCUGAGCUCGGAGGCCGUGCAGCACGUCACCAUCCACUGCCUGAACGCCUCGGUCUGGAAGCCAGCCGAGGACCAGCCGGCUGCCCAGGGCGCCGUGAAAUUCAAGGCCUGGACUGGGGAGGUGUUUGAGGUGGGAGGAGAGCUGGAGCCAGAAGUCCUGGAGGAUUCCUGCUGGAUAAAAGACGGGCGCUGGCACCAGACCCAGUUUGUGUUUUACUCCGUGGACCCCACCCUGCUCCCCGUGGUCGACGUCUACAACCUCCCGAGAACCGGCCCGGGCUCGCAUUACCACCUGGAGGUGGGUCCCGUGUGCUUCCUGUGAGCGCGAGCCCUCCGAGCGCCGAGGGACGGGGAACCGCACGAGCCGGCGUGCGUCGCGGCGGCCACGGCCAAACGCCGCCCGAGUGAUGAAGAAGCCACCUCCCCCUCCACGCGGAUCCUGCUUCGCUCCAGCAGAACUCCCGUCGGACUGCAGACACAGAGGGAGGAAGAGCAGGGAGUGGGGGGGGGGGGGGGCGGGGAGGAGAGCUGAGGAGGAAGAGCGGGGGAGUUCUUGCACUAAAAGCUUUGUCAAGCUCGUCAAGAUGGAUCUCCACAUAACGUGCCUGCUUGGAGAUAAAAGGCUCUUUGCCACAGAAUCUCUCCAGAACAUUGUUCAGUGAAGGGAGACCAAGGCCAAGUUUAAUCAGCGGACUUUAUAAUAACUUAUUUUUGUAAGAGCACGCAGUCCGUAUGCUGUGUGUGUGUGUUUUCUUUGUUUUUCUUUUGUUUUGUUUCGGGAAUUUCCAGGAAUUCAGUUGUAUCAGAAGAAGAAUUAACAUAAUUGGGAUCAGUUAAAUGUACAUAUAAAUAUAUAUAUAUGCUUAUUAUUAACUUUUAUACAUGUAUAUCUCAUGUAAAGAAAUAAUCUUUAAGUGCAAUAGAAAAUAAGAGGAUAAUUUGAUAUUUUGAACUUAAGUGGAAGGAUUUUUCAGGGGUGCCAUUUGAAUUGCCUUACGGUGCUUAUCUUCUCCUCAUGAUCUAACAGGCGAGUUGUUCCAGAAGGAGGCUCAGCUGAGCAGACGCCACAUUUGUAUCGACUUCAAAUGAGAGAUUUUAUCUCUGUUUUGGGGGGGAAAAAAAAAAACGUGGCGUCCAGUCAGUUGUUAACAAAUGAGACCUGGAGC
This is a messenger RNA of Salarias fasciatus (jewelled blenny), 6439 nucleotides long. It is a transcript of the gene col27a1a, whose product is annotated as collagen, type XXVII, alpha 1a. The transcript is spliced from 61 exons. Gene Ontology annotation, biological process: extracellular matrix organization. The record is from RefSeq and is a predicted model, not a curated record. NCBI's taxonomy places the organism in Eukaryota, Metazoa, Chordata, Actinopteri, Blenniiformes, Blenniidae. Gene Ontology annotation, molecular function: extracellular matrix structural constituent conferring tensile strength. The coding region runs from base 295 to 5595 and encodes 1766 amino acids.